AUGAACGACUUUUAUAAUAUAACAGUUCUACUUGGAAUUAGUUACUUCAUAUGUCUGUUUCCUUUACGGCUAUCAUUUAACAAAAACAAAUUAAUCUUCACGUUAAAUAAGACAUUUUAUUGUGUAAGAAUUUUUUUUUUCAAUACGAUUAUCGUGAUUUGCAUUGUUGUCAAUUGUUAUAAUAUUUUAGAUGAGCACAUUAGUCUAAAAAAUAUUGUUUUUAUUUUCUGCAGUUUUCCAAUUAUUCUCGUAAUUCUCGAAAUUCAGAUAAUUGGCCUCUUGAAUCAAGAAAAAUACCAUAAGGUAUUAGUGAAAUUCCAUUCUCUUCAUACUAGCAUUUUAAGUAAAUCGAACGGUAACAAAGAACAAACGGAUUAUUUAUACUUAUUACACCCACUUUUUAUUUUCUGUUGUUUCCUUUAUCUAUUUACUCUUUAUUUCGUAUACUAUAGUAUUGCGGAAGCUUUUAUUAUCAAUUUCGGGUUUACUCUAUCAAAAUUUAUGAUCUUUACAAACUCUUGCGUAAUCGUUAAUUUCUUAAGAUUAAUAAAAGGAGAUUUUCGCAAAUUAAAUAACAUUUUAACGUCAUCAGAUGAUUUUAUUUUUGUGUUUCGUACUUAUUUAGAACUAGUGUUUCUGUGCAAAAAAGUCAACAAGUUAUUUGGUCGACAGUUAUUGUUAAGUAUAUUAACUUACUUAAUUUGGACAAUUUAUGAAAUGUACCAUCUGGCAAUCCUUUGGUCUUGUAAAGACUGUCCACGUUUUUUAAUAAUGUUAGCCUCAAGUUACACGAUAAUUCAAGAAUCUAUACUUUUCACUAUUCUAUGGACUUGCCAAAACACUCGAAAGGAAUCGAAUCGUUUUAAGGAAAUCUGGUAUUCCAAGUUAUCCAAAAAAGUCGAUAUUUUUAACCAAAAAACAAUUGAAAAAUAUUCUUUGAAGCUGUUAAAUCAUAAUGUUCUUUUUACUGCAAUGGGUCUUUAUGUUCUGGAUAUGCAGCAAUUUUUUGCGAUGCUUGGUUCUUUGGUGACUCUGAUUGUGAUUCUCACCCAGUUUAGUACAACGGUAUAG
Zophobas morio is the source of this 1071-nucleotide messenger RNA. RefSeq lists its product as uncharacterized. Gene Ontology annotation, biological process: male courtship behavior; chemosensory behavior; sensory perception of taste. The record is from RefSeq and is a predicted model, not a curated record. The coding region runs from base 1 to 1071 and encodes 356 amino acids. Gene Ontology annotation, cellular component: axon; neuronal cell body; dendrite. The transcript has 2 exons. NCBI's taxonomy places the organism in Eukaryota, Metazoa, Arthropoda, Insecta, Coleoptera, Tenebrionidae.